This is a messenger RNA of Fimicolochytrium jonesii, 909 nucleotides long. RefSeq lists its product as uncharacterized. Lineage: Eukaryota; Fungi; Chytridiomycota; Chytridiomycetes; Spizellomycetales; Powellomycetaceae. The transcript has 3 exons. Bases 37 to 624 code for a protein of 195 amino acids. Gene Ontology annotation, biological process: endosomal transport; cholesterol homeostasis; cellular response to amino acid stimulus. Gene Ontology annotation, cellular component: membrane raft; late endosome membrane; Ragulator complex. The record is from RefSeq and is a predicted model, not a curated record.
UGAGUCCGAGGAACAGCCUCGGUAGGUCAAUGUUUGAUGUUAUCCGGGGAUAUGCGGGCUGGACUUUCUCAAGUGACGUAUUCUCUUCUUUCGUGUGGUAGGUCGCCAAUGGACGAAGAGGCACAGGCGCGGUUAGAAGAAGAGGAAGAGCUGAAGAGGAUAGUGCAACGGACUGCAGACAACCUCAUUGAUAUAUCCGCAACACGGAUACUGGACCCGAUUCCGCCGGACCUUGCUGCCGAGCGGGCUGCGAAAUACAGAUCAAUACUCGCUGAAAUCGGCCCUCAACUCCGUCCCUUCCUCCCCGCCUCCAAACCCGCCUCCUCCUUCUCAUCCAGCCCGCUUCCCCGCCCACACACCUUCGAACUCCUCCAAGGCAGCGGUCUAACAAAACGCAGGAAGGAACUCAUGGCCGAGGCCGAACGGGUGCUGGUGCCGCCGUUCAAGGAGAUUAGGAUUAAGCCUGUGGGGGAUAUUUGGGUGCCGUUGAUGCCGGGAGGGCCGCCGUCGGUUGCGGGAAAUGCGACGUCGCCGGCUGCGGGUGGGGCAAAUGGGGGUGCGAAUGGAGCGGGGGCUGCGACGGGUUCGGGGCCGUCGACACCAGGGUCCGGGCCGGCUUCCUGAUGGGGAUUCCAUUAGACCGUUAGUGGUUGUUGGGCCGGGGGAAGAUCUUUCAUCGAGAUAGCGCGAGGAAAUCUCUCGGGCUUAUCGUCGAUGAGCACAUCUUUAAUGCAAGAAGGGCGAGGGGAUAUUUGUAUUAUAGUGAACCGCGCAGCGAGAUGGCCCGCGGUGGAGGCAAGGAUUGCCGAUGGCUUUUUUUGGUGUAGGAUAACAGUGUAUAUAAGUUCUCGAAGCUCUUCCAUAGUCCUAGACUCAAGGGAGAAUCCGCAUCCCCAACGGAACGUCUCA